Molecule: messenger RNA, 3629 nt
Organism: Scomber scombrus (Atlantic mackerel)
Lineage: Eukaryota; Metazoa; Chordata; Actinopteri; Scombriformes; Scombridae
Gene: xkr9
Product: XK, Kell blood group complex subunit-related family, member 9
Exons: 3
Coding region: 2191-3339 (382 amino acids)
Biological process (GO): phosphatidylserine exposure on apoptotic cell surface; engulfment of apoptotic cell; apoptotic process involved in development
Cellular component (GO): plasma membrane
Source: RefSeq, a predicted model, not a curated record
CCCUACUUAAGCGGAUCCAUUGGAAUUACAUUUUUUGAGUGACUAGUCAGAGGCCCUCCCCCCCCCUCACACACACACACACACACGCACACACACGCACACACACAUACAGUCAUUUUUUGCCUUACACGAUGUACAUUCUUAAAGGUGCCCUGAUGUUUCUGUUUCUGUUUACAUUCAGUUUUGUUCCUGCACUUCCUUGUAAAACACCUGCAGAGCUGAUUUCUCAAAAACAAGAACAGACACAGUUUACUUUCACUUGCUUGUAGUCUUCCUCUUCCAAGCCUUUGCUGACGCAUUGCUGCAUUUCUUGGCAUAUCCCCAUUACAUUUAGAUUAACAGAAUGGCAUGAAACCUUUGUUAGGAAUGUGUAUCAUGCCACCCUUGUGCAUGCGAGUCAUCUUGUGCGCGCAUGAAACAUAGAAUAACAGUAGCAAAGAAAAGAGUCAAAUCCUGACUCAGAAAUUAGAUGGUAGGAUUGGCACCAUUUCCUAUUAAUAGCCACCGUAAGCUGGUCAUACCAGAUCAAGUGAGGUUAGACCCAUAAAACCUGUUAUACUAUUGAACUGAGAAAGGGUAUAUGUUUUAAUUUUUUGCUUACUAAUUAAGCUCUCUCAAUUUUUAAGAAGGAAAAUGUGUUCUUUCUUAUAAAACUGCACAAAGUUUGCUUUAAAUUUCACUGCCAUUGCCAUUAUACACAACCAUUUCUUUAUUAAAGUAUUUAGUUCACGUAUUGUUCACAAUAUUCAAGUAUAAGUAUAAGUUCAACUAUAAGUUCACAUUAUUCUUCUUUUGAAAAUAAAAAAGUACAUGACAGGCCUCAUGAUUUCUGAAUAAAAUAUUCUCACACUCUCUCUGUAAGUACCUAGUUUACAGGAAACCACUGUGUGACAUCACCCUCCCCAGCCUUCGAGUCACCAGCAAUCAAAAUCUACAUCUCUGUGCACACACUUUAACUUGUAAGAUGACGUAGCUGGAAAUAGACAUUUCAUCACUAUCUGAUGUUUAAACCAUCCAAAAGAGUAUGUAAUGGCUAAAGGAAGGAAGAGGGGAGUUUUGAACUGUCACCAGGGCACUCACUCACACACACACACACACACACACACACACACACACACACACACACACACACACACACACACACACACACACACACACACACACACACACACACACACACACACACACACCCACACCUACUCACAUGCACAUAGUCGCACAACCUAUUACGUAAUAACAUUCUGUCCGUCUUGACUCUAUUAGUUCAGAGUAUUAUCACUAAGGUGGAGCUUGUCACGAGUUUUAUGAGAAGAGAAAGAGAGAACUGCCGCAUGUUUGCUUCUGUGACUGUACACAGCCUGUCCACCAUGGGAAGAACAUAGUAAGUUCAUUUAAUGUUUUUAUUUGCUGUUUAAGUGUAGUUGUUGUUUUUGUAGGAUGGCAUGACCCAAGACUGACUGAUAAUCAAUUUUGGAUUGGUAUAUCUUAAGUAAGAAUCAUUUGUCAAAACUGUUUAAAAAUACAAUAAAUGAACACAACAAAUGCUUUACUGUAGUAAAGACAACAUUAAUGUAAUUUUUGGUUAGCUGUGUUGCGUUUGCCUAAAACAAGCCAUACUACUUUAAAAAAAAUUAUCACCAAAGUGAUACUGAAACCACUUGAUGUAAAUAGACUAUAGAUUAUAUAUAUACUUAUAUAUACUUAUAGAUUAUAUGGAGCUAUUCUGUGAUUCAGUCAAUAGGUUUUUAAAUGCAGUUUUCCAAGAGCUGGGCAGAGAAGAUUCUUAACAUCCUAUAAUUCCUGUUAAUGUCAUUCAUUCUGUUUCUAGUUCAUGUGUUUUAUUGCACUCCAGAUAAUCAGGUGUUUAUGGCAGAGAUCGAAGGUCAGGAGAAUAUGGCACAGCCGUUGACUGUACUCAUGUUGUACUUCAAAAUGGCAGAUGACUGAAGCAAAUAUUUGUUUUACAUUUUGAUAAAAAAAAUACUUGUGCAUGUAAAAUACUUACUUUUUUUUGUCUUUGUCACAUUAUUUUACUUUUUUUAGAUUGACCAAAAUGGCAUCUGAACUGCUGAGGUCGCAAAGGAAACAGUCCAAAACAGCUUUGAUCCAGGAAAGUCAAAGCAAAACUGAACAAAAAGCAACCACAUUUCUACUGGCAAUACAGAGUGAAAUAUUUGGUUGAAUGUUACAAUGGACAGCAACAUGUCUAAUUCAGACAACAAAUACACAAAACUGCGAUGGAUAUUAACCAUUUCUGGAGUUUUGUUGUACAUGGUGGAUAUUUUUAUGGAUGCUGCCGUGGCUCUGAAAUAUUAUCAGGAGAAAAAUUAUGUCUGGUCUGGACUGACUACAGUGUUUAUACUGGUUGGGCUGGUGGUGACGCAGAUCUUCAGUUAUGCCUGGUACAGAGAGGACGUGAAUAAUGUCAUGAUAAAUCCUGAAGGAAGAACAAAAAUAUCAGGCAUGUCCAAAGGUGUACUGACUGUCCUCCAUCUAUUUGGUAUGGGCAUCUUUACCAGGUAUUACCACCUUCUGAAAAAGGGAUUUGAGGUGGUUUGGACUUCAGGGACGGAUGAUCACCACAAGCUGUUUUGCCACGCCACUGAUCUGAGCAUGCUCAAAAUGUUCGAGGCAUUCCUGGAGAGUGUUCCCCAACUCCUUCUACAGCUUUAUAUAGUGCUGGGCCACAAUGAGAGCUCGGUCAUUCAGUAUUUGUGUAUGGCCUUCUCUUUCUUAAAUGCUGCAUGGGCUCUCGUGGAUUACCGCCGCUGCUUGCGUAGAUCCAUCCCUCGUUUCAGGGAGAUGCCCUCUGGCCUCCCCACAGCUGUCUAUCUCCUCUACAAAUUAUGUACCAUCACCAGUCGAAUCCUGAGCUACAGUCUCCUCCUCAUGCUGAGCAUCUACAGCACCAUAGCUCUCACCAUCCUCUGGUUACUGGCGACAAUCUGGACACACACACUUCAAACCGACUUCUGCUCAACCAAAAAGCUUGAGUUUCUCUACCGGGGCGUCGUAGGGGUCAUACUCAUGUUCACCUUUUUCAAUGUCAAAGGGCAGGACACCAAAGUGGCCAUGAUUGUCUAUUACUUUUUUUACACUCUUAUGAACAUUUUGGCUCUGUCACUGUUGGUUUUCUUAAAGCCAGGAUUGCAGAAAGCCACUUUCUUUAUGACAGUAAGCGGUGUGAUCUCUUGGGGUUCAGUGUUGGGACUGGUGAGUCUGGUGCUGUAUUACCUCUACCUGCACCCCAGAGGGAUGUGGCGUGAGGCAGAUGUGGUGGACGGCAUGGGAAGGGAAGCUGUGAUCACUGGGAGGAUAAAGAAAUUCUUACAGCCUUGAUCUAUAAGCCUGGUUAUAAGAGAGCAGAGGGAUAGAUAUGCACUUGCUGUAAAUCUGAAACCUUACAAUUUGAGGAGAAGGUGAAAAAUGCUUUCUUAUAACUGAUACAAAUGGUGCAAUAAGGCUGAAUAUAUCAAUGAUGUAAUAGUUGUAUUUAUUCUUGUUUUAAUAAAAUAUAUAUGAAUGACAUAUAUGCAUUCUAUCUAUAUAAUGUACAUACUUUUUCAUUCAAAUGGUUUUGUGGCUUUGUGUUAUAUAUAGAUAUUUAUGUCAUGUACAAAGGUUACAAU